UUCUCUUUUUAACGCUACAACCUUCGAAGUCUUGGACCGCUAUUGCUUAUACGUAGAAACAGUCUGAAUGGGAUUUUCUAUCAAUUCUGUCGUGUGAGAAACCAGCACUCAUUACCAUUAUAUCAUCAAGCCUGUCCGGUAUUUAUUUUCAACAAAAAUCCCAAUUACUUUUUUGCUCUAGGUAAUUCUAAAUCAUCAUUCUUCCCUACACUUUGCAUCGUAACGGUCAUUAAAAUAAUUUUAAAUUCAAAUUGAAAUGUUUCGUCUGGCAGUUUGAAAUUAAUUUCAAGUCGUUAAGCGCACGUUAUAUCCGAAGGUCAGAAAGUGACAUUUGGGUUUGUUUUCGAUUGACCGGCAAAAGUAAAUAAAUUUCUUCCUGAAGCUAGUGAGCAAAUUCUUUAGCUUCUAGGAAAAAAGGAUACUAAUUCGUCUUGAUUUUGCAAAUAUUCCAGUUUGUGUAAAAGUUUUCAUUGCACGCUGUGGUACUGUUUACCACCGAAUCUACGGGACUUCAAGAACAAUCUCCGUUGACUAGUUGACCAUCUAAAUUCUGAUAACAUGGAAGUCGCUUCGCCGAACAAUGAUCAUUUGAGUAAGCGUUGGAAUCACUUGCGGAAAAUUCUUGAACGAUCUGGUCCAUUCUGCCAUCCUAACUUUGCCGCCUCUUCAGAAACUCUAGAAUUUUUGCUGAAUACUUGCAAAAUUCUCGUAAUUGGUGCCGGAGGAUUAGGAUGUGAGCUAUUGAAAGAUCUGGCCUUAAUGGGCAUCCGUGAUAUUCACGUAAUUGAUAUGGAUACGAUCGAGCUUUCGAAUCUGAAUCGGCAGUUUUUAUUCAGAAGAACGGAUAUCGGCCAAUCGAAGGCACAUUGUGCGGCGGCUUUCAUUAAUGGUCGCGUUCCGGGGUGUGUCGUUACACCACACUUUUGCAAAAUUCAGGACUUUGAUGCUUCCUUCUAUCGGCAGUUUCAUAUCAUUGUGUGUGGUUUGGAUUCAAUUGUAGCUCGUCGGUGGAUCAAUGGUAUGCUGAUAUCAAUGCUGGAAUAUGAAGAAGAUGGUUCAGUGGAUGAGACCUCCAUCAUUCCUCUGAUUGACGGUGGCACGGAAGGCUUCAAAGGAAAUGCUCGUGUGAUUCUGUCCGGAAUGACGGCUUGCAUAGAUUGUACGUUGGAUCUGUUUCCACCGCAGGUAAACUAUCCACUUUGCACAAUCGCCAAUACACCAAGACUACCUGAGCACUGCAUCGAAUACGUAAAGAUUAUCCAAUGGCCAAAGGAAACUCCUUUCGGCGUGGAUAUCGUCCUCGAUGGUGAUGAUCCCCAACAUGUGAAUUGGGUGUACGAGAAGGCACAGGAAAGAGCAAAUAGCUUCAACAUAACAGGAUUGUCGUAUCGCUUGGUGCAGGGAGUGCUGAAAAAUAUUAUUCCAGCCGUUGCUAGUACCAACGCUGUGAUUGCGGCUGCCUGUGCCACGGAAGUAUUUAAGAUAGCUUCGAGCUGCUGUGAACCGUUGAACAACUACAUGGUGUUCAACGAUGUGGACGGAAUCUACACCUACACGUACGAGGCCGAAAAACGCUCCGACUGCUUAGCCUGUAGCCAAAUACCAAGACCGGUGGAGGUUGCUGAUCCAAAUGGUAUGACAUUGCAGGAUCUUAUUCAACACUUGUGUGACAAUCCGGAGUUUCAAAUGAAAAGUCCAGGAUUGACCGCUGUGCUAGAAGGAAAAAACAAAACACUAUACAUGAGCACGGUGAAGAGCAUCGAGCAAGCUACAAAGGGAAACUUGACGCUGUCUCUCAACGAGCUUGGACUGAAGGAUGGCCAGGAAAUAAUGGUCGCCGAUGUCACCACACCGAAUACGAUCCUUAUUAAGCUCAAAUUUCAACCGAAUGAGGUCGAAAUGGCAUGAGAAGUAAUGGUGGAUUUUAAAAACGUUAAAUUCAGCAUUAAAUAGCAUACAAAAUGUAACGCAUCAAUAAAAUUGGUUUUCAAAUACG
Molecule: messenger RNA, 1996 nt
Organism: Anopheles funestus (African malaria mosquito)
Lineage: Eukaryota; Metazoa; Arthropoda; Insecta; Diptera; Culicidae
Gene: Uba3
Product: nedd8-activating enzyme E1 catalytic subunit
Exons: 3
Coding region: 559-1908 (449 amino acids)
Biological process (GO): protein neddylation
Cellular component (GO): cytoplasm; nucleus
Molecular function (GO): NEDD8 activating enzyme activity
Source: RefSeq, a predicted model, not a curated record